CAAUUCCUUGGCUUAGAUAUAUCCAGAUCUGUAAUAGGGAAACGCGCCAUUUCCUGUCAUUGAAUUUUUCAAUUAAUAAAUUUUUUUUUCCCUCAACACGAUUUCUGCGUAUGCUUAUAGAAAUUGUAUAAUAUGUAAAUUAAAUUAAAAGUAUCACUUAAAAAGUUUAUAUAAUUGUGGGUGUACUACUAGCUAGCUAGUCAUUUUAACACAAGCUUAGAGAGAGGAAAGAUGAAAAUGAGGAGAGGGUUGAUGAUGCUCACCUUUACGGUAGCCGCAAUCGUACUUUGCAGUCAUCGGCCGGCGACGGCAGAAGAGCAAGUGGAAUUAGCAGAGGGCGCCAAUAGCACCACGUCGCCGUGGACACUAUCUGUAGCAGAGGAUAAAUUUGGUUGCUUGAAGUUGUUCAAUUGCGCCAAGUACGCAACGACCAGCUGCAUAACUGAAUGCUGCACUUUAUUCCCCUUCACUACUAACCCUACACGAAAUUGCAUCUGCUGGCAUCUGGCCGAGCAUGUCAAUAAAGAAGCUUUUACUGCUCUUCAGAAAUAUUGUGGCUUCAAGAAUCCUUGUCAACAUAAGCAACAGGAGGAAAUAAACCAGCAAGAGGUGGUCAAAACUAGCAAGGCCAUAGACAACAGGAAUAGUAGAAACCAAGGUGUGGCAACUUGUUGUGCAAAGGAUAAAGAAAAGAUAAAGAAUUGCAUGUUGAACACUGCUUCCAUAGACCAAUGUUGCCCAACAUUCAGUAUUAUGCUUGGCCGUAACUGCGACUGCUAUAAUUACGCCAAGAAUUUAGACAAUCAAGCUCUCAUCACACUUGAGAGUUACUGUGAUGUCACCAAUCCAUGCAGGAGUGCUCAAAGAGAUUGUACCAAUAACAUUUUCAGCAGGAUGGAACUUUUUGCUAAUUAAAUUAAGAGAAUAAUCCGGGAGAAUCGGGGGCGAUAUGUGCGAAAUUAGAGCCAAAACGGACGAAAACAGGGAAAUGACAUAUUUCAGCGCCACAGGUUGCGUCCAACCCUACAUAUGGCGCCAAAAACAGAAGCUAAAACAUUGGAGCGUCGUGGAGGGCGCCUGGCGCUAGCCAGGGCGCCAAUGACGUGAAUUUUCUCCAAUUUUGCUUGGGACAAGGUUAUUUCGGCCCUAGACAUACCCAACAUGUAUAAAAGCAAGACUAAAUAUAUUUUUAGAGGGGGAGGACGUUUUUUGAGAGUAAAACACAAGCACAAAGCCGCCGUGGAGGCCGAAAUUCAUCAAGUUCCAUCUUUCUUCCUCCAAACUUAGUAAUUUUUAUGUU
Molecule: messenger RNA, 1300 nt
Organism: Nicotiana tabacum (common tobacco)
Lineage: Eukaryota; Viridiplantae; Streptophyta; Magnoliopsida; Solanales; Solanaceae
Source: RefSeq, a predicted model, not a curated record